AUGAACACCGGUUCCUGCUCUUCUAAUAGUUUACAUAUAUUAAAUGUUCUAUCAAAUAAUAGUUCUAGGUUUGCUAUACAGGCCUCUAAGGAGGAUGAUACUCGAUCCAUUCCGAAUGUAAUUUUCGAACCCCUCGAGGAAGUGAAAACGAAGCUCCAUGUCAUUCCCGCUGAGCCUCAGGCAUCACUGGCUCGUCAGCAGUACAAUGAGCAGUGUGAGGACGCCCUCAAUGAACAGAUCAAUGUGGAAUACAGUAUCUCCUACGUGUAUCAUGCCGUGCAUGCCUACUUUGACCGAGAUAAUAUCGCUCUCAAGGGACUAGCCAAAUUUUUCAAGGAUUCAAGUGUGGAAGAGAGACAGCAUGCUGAGAAAUUGAUGGAAUACCAGAAUAUAAGAGGAGGUAGAGUUAAGCUGCAGUCACUGCUGAUGCCUUUGUCAGAAUAUGAUCAUAUUGAAAAGGGCGAUGCAUUAAAUGCAAUGGAACUUGCAUUGUCUUUGAAAAAGUUGAACAAUGGGAAGCUUCUUGAUCUACACCAGUUGGCAAAUGAGAACAAUGAUGCGCAGCUCACUGAUUUUAUUGAAAGCGAGUUUCUUGCCGAUCAGGUUGAGUCCAUCAAGAAGAUCUCAGAAUAUGUGGCUCAGUUAAGAAGGGUGGGCAAAGGACAUGGUGUCUGGCACUUUGAUCAGAUGCUGCUCAAAGAAGCUGUGGCAGCUGCAUAACACAUAUCUACACUUAUAAACCUGGCCUACUUCUCCUCCGAUGCCUUUCCCUUUUAAUGAAGACAUGUCUCUUUUCUCCAUGCAUACUUCUACUCCCUGUUGGAAUUGGUUACAUUAAGCUUACCAUGGAUCCUGGUGAGCUUCUUCAUAUAGAACCAGUAGAUCAUAGAACCUAUGAUAAGAACAAGAUACAUAGUAUUCUAUUAUGAGAUGAUCGAUGAUGCGAAAUACAAA
This is a messenger RNA of Neltuma alba, 954 nucleotides long. Its product is annotated as ferritin-2, chloroplastic-like. Gene Ontology annotation, biological process: iron ion transport; intracellular iron ion homeostasis. Gene Ontology annotation, molecular function: ferrous iron binding; ferric iron binding. The transcript is spliced from 10 exons. Gene Ontology annotation, cellular component: cytoplasm. The record is from RefSeq and is a predicted model, not a curated record. Lineage: Eukaryota; Viridiplantae; Streptophyta; Magnoliopsida; Fabales; Fabaceae. The coding region runs from base 1 to 720 and encodes 239 amino acids.